UUAUUCUUUCCUUUUAGCUAUCAUAGCAUCGGAUGAAAACAAAUUAUUUUUGAUUAUCACAUCAUCUGUUGUUGCUGGUGUUGCUGUAUUCAUCUUGCUGGUGAUUAUAGUAAUGUGUUUUGAAAAACGUAAUAAAAGACAACAGAUGACAUCGAGACAAAGUGAGGAAAAUGAUUAUGUACAGGGCAUGCAAGAUAUUUCUAAAGAGUGUAAGACAGACGAAUUUGAUGCUACUUACGCCGAGCUUCACAAAAGAGAACAGCAAUCUGGUGAUGGUGCGGGAAAGGAAUAUGACACUGCAUUUGGCGAUGAUAAAACAAUAUCUGACAUUGACAAAGGGUAUACUUUGGUUAACAUAGGAGCAUCUGCCAAUAAGAGUUUUGAAGUAUCUGAUAUUGAACUCGAUAACAAAUGCAACAAUGAUUAUGCUGUGGUUAACAAAGAUGAAAUGAGUAGGGAGAGUCAGGAGCUGACGGAGUUUAGUAAUAUAUUGUAUGAAAGACAACAUCAACAAGGAAAGUUAGAUAGCGAAGAAGAGUGGAGACAUGGAAAAGAAAGAUGUUUAACAAGAGAUCAAAAAGAAUCCUUCAAGUUUGAUGGUCGGUUAAUACAACUAACAGAAAUACAGACUGAAUCUUUAGGAAAAUCAUUAGAUGAGAAGGCUAUAGGAGAAGGUGCUUUUGGUCAAGUAUUUCGUAGCAAGGAUUCUGAAAUGUUUGGAAUUCCUGUCGCCGUAAAACAGAUACCAACAAUGACCAACGCACGAGGCAAAAAACACGCACGAAUGGAAAUGAUGGCUAAUAGACUAAUGAACCCAUUCAUACUCCCGCUUAUAGCUUCUACUAAGACAUCCAAUGGAGACAUUUGGUUAAUUACUCCCUAUUGUGAAAAUGGUGAUCUUGAAAAAGCUAUUAAAGACGGUAAAGAUAGUAAAGAUAAGAUGGAAAUUAAUAUGCAGAGGACACGAGUAAGGAUUGCGCUGCAAAUUGCAUUAGCAAUACAGUAUAUUCACACUGAAGUCCCAAAUGUUAGGGGUUCUAUUCUUCAUAAAGACGUAGCAUCUUCAAAUGUUGUGUUGGAUAAAAAUCUAAAUGCACGUCUUAUAGACUUCGGACUGGCCAGAGAAAAGAAUGAUCCAUCGAAAACCUACUCAGUAAAGGAAGGUUAUAUACAUCCUCAAAAAGGUCAUGGGGAUCCCAUUAAAGAGAGCUUAGAUUAUUUUAACUUUGGAAUAAUUAUUCUGGAACUGUUGACAAGUCUUGGACCUUUAGGAGAAAAACAAUUCCACUUAAGGAACAUGGAUAACAAACAGAUUCAAGAUAAAUUGGAUACAAAAGUUUGGAACGAUAAAGAAAUAACGAAAAAGCUGUAUGAAAUGUCCAAGAAGUGUUUGAAGGAAUUUAAAUGGACUAUUGGAGAUUUUGAAACAAAUGUCAUUGAACAAUUACUAGUACGUUUUUAAACCAUUUGUGUUUUGAACAGUUU
This is a messenger RNA of Ruditapes philippinarum (Manila clam), 1485 nucleotides long. RefSeq lists its product as uncharacterized. The record is from RefSeq and is a predicted model, not a curated record. Gene Ontology annotation, cellular component: plasma membrane. The transcript has 11 exons. Gene Ontology annotation, molecular function: ATP binding; protein kinase activity. Gene Ontology annotation, biological process: protein phosphorylation. The coding region runs from base 113 to 1462 and encodes 449 amino acids. NCBI's taxonomy places the organism in Eukaryota, Metazoa, Mollusca, Bivalvia, Venerida, Veneridae.